Molecule: messenger RNA, 2157 nt
Organism: Penicillium maclennaniae
Lineage: Eukaryota; Fungi; Ascomycota; Eurotiomycetes; Eurotiales; Aspergillaceae
Exons: 5
Coding region: 1-2157 (718 amino acids)
Biological process (GO): transcription initiation at RNA polymerase III promoter
Cellular component (GO): transcription factor TFIIIC complex
Molecular function (GO): histone acetyltransferase activity
Source: RefSeq, a predicted model, not a curated record
AUGCUCAGCCCAGUCCAGCUGCCCAUCUAUCCUUGUUGCUUCGAUGCCCUCGCUUGGUCGCCUGACGGCGAGCUCGCCGUGGCCGCGGGUGAGCAAAUUCAGGUCUUGACACCGAAUGUGGGUGGAUCGACACCAACGUCCCAGGGACAAGAAACAUGGCAAAUCACACGCUUCCGCGUUAACGUCUUCACCUACGCUGAAUGGGCGGACAUCUACCCGCAAAAUCGAGAUAAUUUCUCGAUUGGAGCAGAGCAGUCGACCAGCACUAUCCUUGCUGUGGCGUGGUCACCACCAGGCCUCGCUCGAUUCCGGCGCAGUGUCCUGACCGUGUUAACGUCAAAUCUAAUCCUGUCCUUUUGGGAACCGAUCGGGCCCAAAAGGCAAUGGACCAGGGUGGGUAUAGUGAACCAUUUAUUCCACGAAAACCCAUCGCUUCCGACGAAGGUGGGAGGUGAAAAACUUCGCAAAGUGAACAUUCGGUCAUUCCAGUGGUGUGCACCUCUCAAGGUACCUACGCCUGCAGAUGGCUCCAACACACUUCCUGAAUUCAAGAACCGCUGGGGAAUUCAUAUGCUAGCUGUUGCAACGGACUUUAAUGAUCUGGCCCUGCUAAGAGUGCGUCGAUCCGCUGAGGGGCAAGGACUUUCCACCCCCUAUCGCAUUGAGAAGAUGACUCUUUGUCCGCUGAAUCGAGAACGUGAACAAUUCCCCAUGGCUGGCCCGGGAUCAAUCUUGCGUGACAGGAUUCAGUCACAAGUCCGUGUCUCUUCAAUCUCAUGUGGCCCAUGGAUCAUCACUCCAGCCUCGUGCAAGGAUGUUGUUCAUUCUGUCACUGCGAUCCUUACCGCCGUGUAUGGAACCCAACUCCGUUUCUUCAGAGCAAGAGUUGCCGUACGAAGCUCGAGUUGCAAAGGCGAGCACAUGCCUCGAUAUGAGGUCGCUGCUGAAUUGGGAGAUCACCCGGUGAUAAAGCUUGCUUCCAAGUGGAAUCAUCAGCGUGUCACUGGCCCGACAGCGUGGCUUUACACGAAUCAGGAUCAAGAUAUUGCUCUUGCAGUUGGCGUCACUGGGGGCCUCCUCACCAUUUCAAUGCGGCUCUCUGCGUACGAAGGUGUCAGCACAGAAGAAACACAAGUCCAAAUACGGAACUGGCCUUUCCAUGAGCCGAUCUCGGAGAUCAAUGACUCCCCAGAGAGGCAUUGGGACCCUAUCACAGCAAUGACCACCUCACAAGAUGAGAAACGCGGUACUUGCACACUCCAUGUCUGCACCACAGGUGGGCUAGGUUUUGCCGCCAGCCUUGACCAACUUGAAUUCGAAAAUGAACUGCGAGUACCCGCAUGGAACAAGAUUGUGGAGACUUCUCGAGAACAAUAUGAUUUGAACCGAGAUCUCGGGGGACAUGCUGUGGCGCGAACGUGGGGCUUGGCAUCUUACCGCGGCAUAAAUGCUGUACUUUUCACAAAACACCCUACAGAUAUGAUCGAAUACCGGGUUGCGUCAGACGAGGAUGCAACCAUUGCAUUUGCCUCAGAUGAGGCAGGUGGCAUACCGGACAAGCAAGCCCUCAUUGCCCCGCGAGUAGAAAAACAGGAGUCACGGGCGACUCAAAGCCGACGGGAAGCAGUGACCUGUUUUCUUCUUUCGCAGGAUGACAUUGCCACUGUGAGUAGAGAGAACCAGAAGCUCAUUUACGCAGCGGCUUGUUGCAGCAUCGUAGAUGGACACAGCCCUGCGAUUCGCUCCAAGGCUCAGAAGGCAUUCGAGCGCCUAGCAAAGAAGACAGCUACAGACCUGAGUGAGGAAGUGACGAAGUGUGUGUCCGAGUCCUCUUCAAUUCCGGCCAAGUCUUCACAUCAGCUUGAUCAAGCAGGUGGAUAUCUCUUUGAGCGAUGCGAGAUUUGUAAGGCGGGAAUUGCAUGGAUCUCGGCCACGGAGGCCCAAUGCGCGAAUGGUCAUCUUUUUGCACGCUGUGGGCUCACCUUCCUGGCUAUACAAGAGCCUGGGGUGUCCAAAUACUGCUCUGCUUGCCUCACCGAGUACAUGGAUGAGGCAUUGGUAGCUCCUCAUAUCUUCAAUGGCCAGCUCUUCCAAGAACUUUGCGAGACAUUUGAUACCUGCCUCUACUGUGACGCUAAGUUUCACCCUAGCAUCUAG